AUAUCCCACUGCUUGAUCAGAAGAACUUUUUUUGGAUUUCCCCUAACUAAAGCAGGUUCUGGUCUGGUCCAGCAGACUGAAGGUGUUUUUUUUAGGUUCUGCAGACCACAAAGUUCUACAACAGCUGCUGAUGCAUCUGGAGAAGAUAUCUUGCUCAAAUGGGGUCUUUUCCUGGUCCCUCUGACCACAUUCUGUCUCGGCACGUGGCAGGUUCAGCGACGAAAGUGGAAAUUAGAUUUGAUUGCACAACUGGCAUCAAGAAUUACAUCCGAGCCCAUCCCUCUGACAUUAGACCCCAUGGAACUGAAGGAGUUGGAGUACAGACCUGUAAAGGUCCGGGGCCAUUUUGACCACUCGAAGGAGCUCUAUAUUUUGCCACGGUCACUUGUGGAGCCUGAGCGAGAAGCUAGAGCAGCCUCGCGGCUGAUGUCCCACCCGGAGAACGGCGCAAACGUCAUUACUCCUUUCUACUGCACAGACCUAGGGGUCACGAUUUUAGUCAACCGAGGAUUUGUGCCCAAAAAUAAAUUGAAACCAGAAACCAGGCAGAAGGGACAGAUUGAAGAUGAAAUUGAACUCACUGGGGUGGUGAGAUUAUCAGAAACCCGGAAGCCUUUUGUGCCUGAAAACAACAUUGAGAAAAACCGCUGGCACUACCGGGACCUGCAGGCUAUGGCAGGGGUGACGGGUGCUGAGCCCAUCUUCAUUGAUGCCGACUUCAGAAGCACAGUUCCCGGGGGUCCCAUCGGAGGCCAGACACGAGUGAGCCUGAGAAACGAGCACAUGCAGUACAUCAUCACCUGGUACGGCUUAUGUGCUGCAACUGCAUUCCUGUGGUACAGAAAAUUCAUACAGAAGAUACCUCUGUGAGUGGAAGGGCAAGUCUCUUUGUACUACAGUCAAGA
Nestor notabilis (Kea) is the source of this 905-nucleotide messenger RNA. It is a transcript of the gene SURF1, whose product is annotated as surfeit 1. Gene Ontology annotation, biological process: mitochondrial respiratory chain complex IV assembly. The record is from RefSeq and is a predicted model, not a curated record. The annotation marks the transcript as partial. The transcript has 8 exons. Gene Ontology annotation, cellular component: membrane; mitochondrion. NCBI's taxonomy places the organism in Eukaryota, Metazoa, Chordata, Aves, Psittaciformes, Psittacidae.